Messenger RNA from Letharia columbiana, 249 nucleotides. RefSeq lists its product as uncharacterized. The record is from RefSeq and is a predicted model, not a curated record. The coding region runs from base 1 to 249 and encodes 82 amino acids. Lineage: Eukaryota; Fungi; Ascomycota; Lecanoromycetes; Lecanorales; Parmeliaceae. The transcript has 3 exons.
AUGAGAGCAGGUGUAACUUCCGACACUCUUCCAGCUACCCCGAAGAAGGUUCCGCCUACCCCCAACGUUACCCCAGCAUCAACUCCUGCUACCUCAGCCACCAACUCCCCAGCAACUAUCCUCAGCGAUAGCAUCAAGAAGACCAAGAAGACCAGAGAGAUGGCUAGGCAACAUGCUUCACGACCUGAGAAGCGUCACCCGAUGCGCUGGACUGAUGAGUCGGACAAGAAGCUGCUCUUGGCCAUGUAG